Messenger RNA from Cucumis sativus (cucumber), 1767 nucleotides. Its product is annotated as transcription termination factor MTERF15, mitochondrial. The transcript is spliced from 2 exons. The record is from RefSeq and is a predicted model, not a curated record. NCBI's taxonomy places the organism in Eukaryota, Viridiplantae, Streptophyta, Magnoliopsida, Cucurbitales, Cucurbitaceae. The coding region runs from base 1 to 1017 and encodes 338 amino acids. Gene Ontology annotation, biological process: regulation of DNA-templated transcription. Gene Ontology annotation, molecular function: double-stranded DNA binding.
AUGACAUUGAACCUUCUCUACCCCUUCUUCUUUCCUUCAAAAUUUCCCCGAAGGAUCUCGUUUCCAUCGUCUUCGACUGUCCCGCAGUUCUGGACUUGGUGUUUCUCAAGAAAUGGAAGAGCUGUUGAUUUAUUGAAACGUUUUGGGAUUAGUGAUGCUGCCGUGAUUAGGGUUUUAGAGGAUUACCCUGAAAUAGUGUUCACAAACGAGGAAGAAAUUUUGCGAACGAUUGAAUUUCUGAUGGGAAUUGGAAUUCGAAGGGAUGAAAUUGAUCGGGUCAUUUGCUCGAUUCCCAGAGUUUUAGGGUUUAGGGUUGAGGGCAGAUUGAGGAGUUUGAUUUGUGAGUUCAACGGUUUGGGGUUUGAUCAAAACGUGAUUGCUAGAGAAAUUGUUAGGGAACCGAGAACUUUAGCCACAGAAUUAGGAGAAAUUUCAAGAUGUGUCGAGUUGCUUAGAAAUCUGAAAUGCAGGAACUCAAUCAAGGAGAGAAUCUUUAGAGAGGGUUCUUUUAGAGCUGCAUUUGAAGUGAAACAGAGAGUUGAUUGUUUAUGUAAACAUGGGCUGAUUCGUACAAGAGCAUUUAAAUUGCUAUGGAAAGAGCCGAGGUUGGUCACUUACGAAAUAGAGAACAUUGAAAAGAAAAUUGACUUCUUGAUUCAUAAGAUGAAAUUUGGUGUUGACAGCUUGAUUGAUGUUCCAGAAUAUCUAGGAAUCAAUUUCGAAAAACAGAUUGUUCCGCGCUACAAUGUGAUCGAAUAUUUGGACUCAAAAGGCUGGCUUGGUUCUCAGGUUGGUUUGAGGGAAAUUAUCAAGCCUAGCAGGCUCAGGUUCUACAACCUUUUUGUUAAGCCUUAUCCACAAUGUGGGAAGAUGUUUGGAAAAUUUGCGGGAGAUAACAGAACGGAGAGUCCGAGUCGGCAUCCUCUUGGACUAUGGAAGGCCUUCAAACCACCAAGACAUCCAGAAUCAAAAGAGGACAUUGAAAACAUGAAGUCCUUCAUGGAAUCUCUUGUUUAGUGAAAGCUUGGUAAAAUUGAAGAAGAAAGGGAUCAUCUGGUAUUGGAAAGGAAAGGCAGCAAAUCAAGCUGUAUAUGUGAAUACUCACUCAAAAGCUCUUAAGCAAAUGAGGGAACCCGAGUGACAUCUUGUUCGAAUUUUACACUGUGCAAACUGUCCUAACAAGACAGGCUUGGCAAGAGCAACAUGAGAAGAACCUUUUGGACAAUGGGGAGUUGAGAUAUAGGACCUAAUUGCCAAAGGGCUCUGAUGCUGUAGAAAACGAUGGAGUCUGAACUUUGGUUUUGUUAAUCUCCCCAUUAUUAGAAGUAAAUGAAUUCGAGUUUUCUUAAGCUCAUGGCUUCCUCACGAUGUUUGUUGCUGUCAGAUAUUGUAACACACAGUAGCAACCCAUCGAUCCAAUGCACAAAAUUGAGAGAAUGGGGUUGGGAUGUAUGAUCAAACCUGGUAAGUCGAACCACGUCCUAGAAGGAUUGUUUGAGCUUUGAAUCUACUUGUUCAAGCAUGCUGGUAGAAAUGUGGUUUUGAUUUCAUUUGUUCAAACAUGCUGAUAGUGAUAGAAAUAAGUUUGACAUCAUCCAUUUUUGUUGAAGAUCCAUUGUUUUCACAAAAGUUAGUUUAAACUAUAAACUUGAAUAUCUUUGGAUCCAACCCUUAGCUUGAAAAAGUAAUCAAAUCAAUCUUUCUGACCCUCUUCACCGUUCAACAUAUUCAGGAGAUCAAUGUUAGAAAGUCUGAGUUUAGAGUGCA